UCGUGGCACAUCCGAGGCAUGAUUUGCAUUCACCUAUCGGGACGGGCAGACUCGAAGCGAAGACUGGAGGUGAUUAAGGCUACACCAACAUUCGGACAAACACAAUCCAGAGUACUCCUGUAUGUACGCAAGAGGAGCGGGUCGGGGUCGAGGCAGGGGACGAGGAAGGUGGUCGGGUUGCAAUAGGUACUGGAUGGAGUACCAAAAUACUCCGCCAGCUACCAAUGCGAUCGCGCAGCCUAGCCCGCCACCUGCGCAUCCAGGCGUUGUUCAACCAGCGGCGUACCCCCCGUAUCCAUACGGAUGCGUUACUCCCCCGGUCCAACUACCGCCUCCUCCGACGUGGCAACAAGGGGCGAUGAGCUACCCUCCGCCUGCGCGAGAGAAACAGGGCCCAACCGCAAAUGCUUUUCCGGGGCCAGGUAAUAGGGCCUGGUUCACUCGCGAGCACUUGGAACUCAUCGAGCGAUGGAAGAAUAGAGACCUGCUUGAAGAGUCAAGAAGAAAGAACGAAGAAUCUGGAGAAAGCAGCAAGAGCGAGAACACGAGGAAGACUAAAGGGAAAGCGGCAGCGAAGUCCGAAGAUGGGGAACAAGGGCUGAAGAACUGGAUGGCUGCGAAUUUCGGCGCUUCACUCAAGGAGAUUGCGAAUAAGUUGGACGCAGUUGACAAGAAGACCAAGGCAGCCGAUCUCGAACGCGAGAAGCUGAUGAAGAAGGUCGCCGAAUUAGAAACAGGACACAACAAGGAUGGCGGGAGCAACAAGAAACGGAAACGAGUUGUUGGUGCGAACUCACCCGUACCAGAGAGACAGAAGUCGAGGUCGCGGUCACGCAGCGACAACAUUCAAAUCCGACAACCAAGUAUUUUGGUUUCGUCUGAUGAAGAAGGCAAGAGCAGUGCCCCGCAGGGAGGGGAGAUCGAAGACGAACCGAAUAACCGCACCGACGAGCCCGUGAAGCUGGACGACGUCAUGAAGAUGUUGGCUGUAAUAGCCAACAGGGUUAACCUGGAGGACGCCCCCGGAGCUGGAAAGAAGGGUGAUGUGUCAGAUGCGACCAAGGCCAGCACCGUGCAUAACGAUGGGAAUACGGACGAUAAGAGCGAGGAGUCGGAUGAAGACGCGGACAAACUUCUAGUCAACAAGGGAUAUGGUGCCGGGGGCAGGAACGAGACUGGAAUUAUGGAGUACAUGCGUCAGAGGCUCGAGCACUACAUGGACAUGAAUGGGAAGAAGGUGAAGAGUCUCUAUACCAAGAACGGGAUCAAGUUUUUCAAGUGGGAACGGAAGGAUAAAGGAGCAUGGGAGUUGGCCAAACAGGAUACAGAUGAAUUCACCAAGCUUAUCAACGGCAAGGAUGGAUGUGAUGCCGACACCGAAUCAAGUUCGGAUAAGGAAGGCGGUGGUGGUACGGACGGAGAAGGUUCUGAUGGAGUGCAAGUGAACUAGAUCCUGUCUAAACGUAGUCUGACAAUGACACUUCGAAGGAUUUGCGCUGCGAUUCCUCG
Messenger RNA from Chara braunii, 1509 nucleotides. Lineage: Eukaryota; Viridiplantae; Streptophyta; Charophyceae; Charales; Characeae. The record is from the annotation of a GenBank genome assembly.